Molecule: messenger RNA, 1747 nt
Organism: Suricata suricatta (meerkat)
Lineage: Eukaryota; Metazoa; Chordata; Mammalia; Carnivora; Herpestidae
Gene: GET4
Product: guided entry of tail-anchored proteins factor 4
Exons: 9
Coding region: 113-1084 (323 amino acids)
Biological process (GO): protein insertion into ER membrane
Cellular component (GO): cytosol; BAT3 complex
Molecular function (GO): protein binding
Source: RefSeq, a predicted model, not a curated record
AGCAGGCGGGCGGCCGGGAGGCGGAGGACUCAGGACGCCAAGCCCGGCCUCCCCCGUACUCCGGCCCGGCUCCCGCUUGCCAGGCCUCCCACUGCCUCGGCUCGGCUGUCCCAUGCCUGACCCGGCAUGUCCACUCCCAGGGUCCCGGGCCGGCCUCGCCCAGUCACGGCAACGCCGGGACCGAGACUACGGUCUGCGUCCCCUGGCGGUCCGGUCGUGCGGGUUAAACGUGUUUCUCCCCCGGGCCCCGGCGCCGCGAUACAUGUCACAGAGCAAGCACACGGAGGCACGGGAGCUCAUGUGCUCAGGGGCACUGCUGUUCUUCAGCCACGGCCAACAAAACAGCGCUGCGGACUUGUCCAUGCUGGUCUUGGAGUCACUGGAGAAGGCAGAAGUCGAGGUGGCCACAGACCUGUUGGAAAAUCUGGCUAAACUGUUCAGUUUGAUGGACCCGAAUUCCCCAGAGCGAGUGGCCUUUGUGUCCCGAGCCCUGAAGUGGUCCAGCGGAGGGUCAGGGAAACUGGGCCACCCCCGUCUGCACCAGCUGCUGGCCCUCACCCUGUGGAAAGAGCAGAACUACUGCGAGUCCCGCUACCACUUCCUGCACUCGGCGGACGGCGAGGGCUGUGCCCACAUGCUGGUGGAGUACUCCACAUCCAGGGGCUUCCGCAGCGAGGUGGACAUGUUCGUGGCCCAGGCCGUGCUACAGUUUCUCUGCUUGAAGAACAAAAGCAGCGCAUCAGUGGUGUUCACGACGUACACGCAGAAACACCCAUCCAUCGAGAGCGGCCCCCCGUUUGUGCAGCCGCUGCUCAACUUCAUCUGGUUUCUGCUGCUGGCCGUAGAUGGGGGCAAACUGACUGUGUUCACGGUGCUGUGUGAGCAGUACCAGCCGUCCCUCCGGCGGGACCCGAUGUACAACGAGUACCUGGACCGGAUAGGACAGCUGUUCUUCGGGGUGCCGCCCAAGCAGACGUCUUCCUACGGGGGCCUGCUGGGGAACCUUCUUAGCAGCCUCAUGGGAGCCUCGGAGCAGGAGGGUGAGGACAGCCAGGACGACAGCAGCCCCAUCGAGCUGGACUGACCCCGCCCGCCAGCCCGCACAAAGCUGCCCCGAGCCUGGGGCCCCCGCGCCCGCCCCUGGCUGCCGCGGCCGCACUGGCUGGGCCAUGCUGCUCCUCCAGACUGACCACAAUAAAGCACGGGCCGCACCCCCACCUCCCCCUGUCCUCUGUGUCUGGUUUGCUUCGGGGGCCGCCUGGCGUCCAGUGGAGGCCUGUCCUGUCACAGGUGGUGUGGGGGGUGGCCACCGCCCAGCCGCUGCCACCUGCACAUCCUGCGGUGGCCUGGAAAGCAUCUGGGCGGCUGCUCCGUGCCAAACCCCGAGGCCGCGGCCGCUUGGGCCGGGCCUCACAAAGGGAUCGGGAGUCCUUUCCACGUCUCAGAAGACGGUAUUUAUUUUCGUCAGGUGGUUGAUUCCUCUGACCUGAAAUUUUAGGGUUUUGCCGAAUAGGCAGUCCAGGCGUGAGCAGACCUACUGUUUCUCGCCAAUGCUAGACCUGGUGUUCCCGGGGCGAUUACGAGAGGGGAGACACUUUAUUUUUUCACAACUUGAAAUAAGACUUGUAGACUAAUCCACCGAGAUCAUGCAUGGCGAGGAACAAGUGCACACCUUCAUUGACUGUAAAUGGGGUUUAAAGGGAGGUUUGUGUUCAUUGUUCAGUUUAAAUAAAUCCUUUAUACUGGG